Messenger RNA from Apis florea (little honeybee), 3369 nucleotides. RefSeq names its product pinin-like. Lineage: Eukaryota; Metazoa; Arthropoda; Insecta; Hymenoptera; Apidae. The record is from RefSeq and is a predicted model, not a curated record.
AUGUAUAAUUCCAUUGUUGUGCCUUGGCUGGUUCCUCCAUGGCGGAUAAAGCAGAGCCUGCAACAAAGGAUGGACGAUUGGAAGCAACGCGUCAAGACAUUGCUGGAUGAAAUAUACACCGUGGACCCGUACUAUGUACAAAGCAACGAGACAAGGUUCGUCAAUCAGGUCUCGUACGCGGACAUCGCCGCUGGUCGCACGAGCCCCAAUUCCAGGGGUUCUAGCCCCUUUAGAAACAACCGAGACGAGGCUGCUCCUACCCCACUCUCGAUUCAAGUGCUUAGACCGACUGCUCAAUUCUCAAGAUCUGUGGAUAUCCAGAAACCCGUCGUUGAACAACCGGUCCGCGAUGAAACUCCACCGAGCACCGCGAGAAUAGAAACUAGAUGCGACGAGGAACAGGCGAGAAUCGAGGAACAGAGCGAGCAGAAGGAGUCUGAGAUGAGAGUCGAAAGCAGAAGACACGUUUCCAAGGUGGAUUCGGUGGAUUCUAGGAUGAGAAGUCAGUCGAGGAGGGCUGGUUCGGUUAGAAAUAACAGUGACGAGGCUGUGAGGGAAUCUAGGGAGAGGAAUUCGUCCGUUGAGAAUGAAAACGCGAUGGAGAUUUCUAGAUCGAUGGAACAGAAGAAAAAGGAAUCGUUGAUACUUAAGAACACGUUAGCGCCUAAAGUUGAGAGGAGAGGAAGAUCGGCUAGUCCCAUUUGGGUGCCUGGUUCUACGUCCUACGCGGAUAUCCUUCGUGGAAAUAGACAAAGUUCUCGCAGUCCCUCGGUGGAGGCUGGCAAGGAUGUUAACAUGGUUGGCAGAGAGGUCAGGGAGACUGUGGUUGAAGAGUUGUCUGCGGAAACGGUUCAAAAUGAGAAGUUGGAAUUCAAUGUGCCAAGACUCGAAGUGGAGGAAGAGACGGAAGUUCAGGAAGCUCUUGAGGAAGAAGCGAGUGAAGAGAUAGAGAGUUACCAGUCUGUUGAGGUAAUGGGUGAAGACGUGCCUGAAAUCAUACCUUCUUCCGUGAAACCCGAGGAAUCGGCAGAGGCUCAAACUAGUUGGGCCGAUGAGAGCAUGGAAGAGUACGUUCUAUUGAAUGAAAAGAAUUACAAGAACAUUGCGAGAGCACCGCAACAAGUUCAAGAAGUGUACAACUAUAUUCAACCACCUCUUCGACCAGCCAUUCCAGAAUUGGUUGGAUUCAUUGGAUCUCAGGUAGCUUAUCCAGUAAGCUCUUACGUCUACAUGCCAGCUGCAUCCCCUCAGCAGAUGGCUCUUCCUCAUUAUACCGAGAGUCAGAUAGCAUUUCCGUCUGAACAGUACGUGGCACAACCUAGUUACAUCCCCGAACCAGAGAUUUAUCAGCAGAAUUUGUUGCAGAAACAGAGACAACCGCAUCAAUCUAAAUACAAAAGUAAUCCAAAGGGUGCUCCAAUUAUUAUGCAAAAUGUGGAAGAGAAAUGUUUAUCUUGUCAGAUUCCUCAAGCUGUGGAUAUUCAACCUGUCGUUCAACCUAUUAUUCAACAAUCAAUACAGAUUGUUGAAGAGAAAUCUGUGGAACAAGAACAGCCUGUGCAACAGCCUGUAGAACAACAGCCUGUGCAGCAAUCGAUGCAACAAUCAGUGGAACAACUAGUAGAGCAACCAGUGGAACAACCUGUACAACCUGUACAACCUGUUUCCUCUGCAACACCAUCAACAGAAAGCACACCGGUGAAGACGAAAAUAAUCACCGAGAGCAAAACAUUCUCCUAUGCUCAAAUCUUGUCACAGGGUCUCACUCCUAAACCGUCAUCGGCCGUCAGUAGUUAUUCUCCACCAACGAGUAUUCCACCGACGACAUUAGCCUCGAAACAGGCGAAAGAACGUUCGUAUUCACCUGUGAAUUCGACAGCGUCCUCGGUGCAUGAGACGAGUCCUUCUCAGGAGGCGAGGCAAACUCGAGAAUCGUCGGUAAGUAAACAGGAAAGCAAUUGGGACGUAACGAGGAAAAGGGAGACGAGGAAAACUCAUCAGGAGGCGCCGAAGACGAAGAUCCCGGAAAAGAGAGCUAGAAGGGGGCCCGAGUAUUCGAAAGAGAAACUUCAAAAGGAGAAAAUUAAGAUUAAUGUGGAGCAACAAAAACAGAUAUUUGAAACGAAAGAUGAAAUUGUCGUGGAAAAUACUUCUAAAAUAAAUGUGAAGAGUGACGAGGUUGAGAUUAAAAAGGAAAAAGUGGAGGAUGUUCGAUCAGAAAAGAGAGUGGAUGUCGAAAAGAUGAAAAAGAUCGAAGCACAGAAACAAGAUGAAAAGCAAGAGGUUCAGGAGGAGAAGCAUGAUGUUCAACAGAGGAGCAGGUCUCAGGAAAAGAAACGAAAGGGAAAGAAGAAGAAGCCGGAGAAAUCGAUGGACGAUGAGAUAGACAAGGCUCUGAAAGAAAUUGAGGAUAUGGAUAAGCAGAAAAAGAGAGAUAAAUCGAGGGAACAGAGUAAGAUUAAGGAUACGACUCAAACUAUUCAAACAGAAAAAUCUAAAGAGGAUAAUGAAAGGAAAGGUGUGAAGCCUGGCGAGAAAAAGAAACAAAAUAAAUCGAAGACGGAAAAGGUUAGAGACGAGUCAGAAAUUGCAAUGAAUCAGGUUAACGCGAAAGAACAGAUGAAAUCGAAGAAUGAUACGAAAGAAAGUAAAGAAGAGAAAAAUAUUGAGAAGAGGAAUGCAAAGGACGAAGCUAAGAUUUCUAAAGAGAAAAUUGAAAAUAGAAAGAGCGAGUCGGAAAAAAAAUCUGAAAUUAAAAUCGAAUCGAGUAGUGAAAUGAGGAAAGUUGAAACGAAGGAAGAGAAAGCGCAGAAAGAUUCUGCUAAUCUAUCGAAGAAAAAGCAAAAAGGUAAAGAACAAACUGGUACGGUGAAAGAUAAGUCUAAUAAAGAUAAUGUGAAAUCUACGAAAACUGAAAGUGAAUCUGAACAAAUUAAAAAAGCGAUACUCGUUGAAGAUAAAGCGGAAAUUCAAAAAGAGAAAGACAUUAAAUCAGUUGAAAAUAUUGAAAACUUAGAUCAAUCACAGAAACAAGAAGAUACGAAAUCUGUAAAACUUAUGAAAUCAGAAAAAAUAUCUGAAGCAAAAGUUGAAUCAAAAGAGAAGGAAUCUGCAAAACCUAAAGAACAGGAUAAAUCGAAAAAGAAUAAAAAACAGAAACAAGGAACCGAGAAUGAAGUCUCGAAAGAUCAGACACCUAAGAAACAGAGCCAACAAAAAGAAGAAAAGAAAACAGAACAAUCGAAACAGAAAAAAUCUAUAGAAAAAUCAGAGGUGAUAGAUAUUAAAUUAAAAGAAACCGAAGAGGUUAAAGCAGAAAUUGAUAUGAAAACAUCAAAAGAUGAAAAAGAGAAAAAGGAACAGAUGUAG